Molecule: messenger RNA, 1271 nt
Organism: Cylicocyclus nassatus
Lineage: Eukaryota; Metazoa; Nematoda; Chromadorea; Rhabditida; Strongylidae
Source: the annotation of a GenBank genome assembly
AGAUCCCAAUACACAACUUCCCAUUGCGAUGAUAAUCGUCGAAAGUUGAGAGUGUGGAAGAGCCGGUUGGACGACGACGCGCUUGUACCGUAUCACUUUCGCCGCCGCGUCGCUGCCGCGCCUCUCCAUUCCGCGCACACUGUCUGCAUAGGGUCAGACCACGCCUUUGGAUCUCGAGUAUAAAGCGCGCUAGGCGAUUCUGCUGGAGCAGAGCCUCCCGAAUGGAUCUCAAGGAGACGGAGGAGCAGCGUCAGAUGCGACGCAUCGCUUUCGUAGCCGUCGUCGUUUCGACGGCGGCCGUAAUCGCUAGCGUCGUUACGCUGCCGAUGCUCUACAAUUAUGUCCAAUCAUUCCAAAGUCAUCUCAUGGUUGAGACGGAUUAUUGUAAGGCUCGCUCUCGAGAUAUGUGGCUAGAAAUGACAGCUCUCCAAGCCGGCAAAGGACUCAUACAUCGCCAGAAGAGAGCUUGGCUAUUUGGACAAUGGAUUCCUGAGGGUGGUUCCGGUGGAGGUGCACCUGUAGGCGGUGGUGGAGGUGGUGGUAACAGUGGAUAUGGUGGCUAUGGAGCAGUGAUCAACACCGAACCAGCUCAGCCAACUUGCUGUACUUGUAACCAAGGCGCUGCGGGACCACCAGGACCCGAAGGACCCCCUGGUAAUAAUGGAAAGGAUGGUCGCAAUGGCAAGGAUGGAAAGAAUGGAAGAGAUGCUGAGCUGAUGCCAGCACCACCAUCGGAACCUUGUGUGAUCUGUCCACCUGGACCACCAGGACCCAUGGGAUCAAUGGGUGCAAAGGGUCCUCCCGGACCAAAGGGUGCCCCUGGCGAACCGCCAAAGGAUGGAAUCGCUGGAGAAGACGGUAUGGCCGGACAACCUGGACCAAUUGGACGACCUGGCAGAGAUGGAAUGAAGGGUGCUCCUGGAGCGAAUGGUAGACUUAUUCCUGUGCCUGGUCCUCAGGGUCCACCUGGAAAGCAAGGACCACCCGGACCUCCUGGACCAAAAGGAAAUCCUGGACCCGACGGACAGUCAUACCAGGGACCACCUGGUCCACCUGGAGAGCCAGGAAACUCUGGACCUGAAGGACGACCCGGACCAAAUGGACCUCCAGGACCUCCCGGAGAGGACGGAGACAAGGGCGAUUGUGGACACUGCCCUCCACCUCGUACACCUCCCGGCUAUUAGAAGUCUUCUGUGCAAGUCCUUUAGGACACGCCCCCAGCGGGUGCAAGCGUUCUUUCGUCUAUGUAUGUACAAUAAUAAAUAUUUGCU